Molecule: messenger RNA, 414 nt
Organism: Spirometra erinaceieuropaei
Lineage: Eukaryota; Metazoa; Platyhelminthes; Cestoda; Diphyllobothriidea; Diphyllobothriidae
Source: the annotation of a GenBank genome assembly
AUGCGGAUCUCCCUACUCUCGUUGCCCCUCACGUGCCUGUCCAUUGGCCUAUGCAUCACUUCCCUGGUGUUGCCGUACUGGAACUGCGGCCAGUUCUUCACCACAUGCCUCUUCACCAUCGUGCAUAUCAUCAUUGUGGCUCUGAUCUGCGGUGGUCUGGGCAUCAUCACGCUGGUUUUCAUUAUCGAUCUCUGUAACACCUGCAGAGACUCCUGCGUGCCGGGUCAGAUCUGUGCCACCUACCGUCUCCUCUUCAAUGCCAUCGGAUCGGCAGCCCUGAUGGCUGGCACUCUGCUCUACGCGGUGAUGUUCGUCAAGAGUUGGUCCUUUGUGCUCUGUCUCAUAGGCAGCAUGAUCGCGGUAUUUGUCACGGUGAUAUCGAUUUUUUCCAGCGGCUGCAUCACCGGUCGAUAG